Molecule: messenger RNA, 5028 nt
Organism: Lytechinus variegatus (green sea urchin)
Lineage: Eukaryota; Metazoa; Echinodermata; Echinoidea; Temnopleuroida; Toxopneustidae
Product: UDP-glucuronosyltransferase 2A2-like
Exons: 1
Coding region: 269-1879 (536 amino acids)
Molecular function (GO): UDP-glycosyltransferase activity
Source: RefSeq, a predicted model, not a curated record
AGAUUUUUUUUCUAUAAUGGUUUGAGGUUAAAGUCCAACUUUGUGCCAUGUAUGUUAGAUAUAAUUUUUGACCUUCAAUCCUUUGUACAUAAUAUACUUCAAUCACAACCUAGACCGAUGUAGCACACAAUUUACUUAUUAUUAUUGCUUAAUACAUCAGGUUCUGCCCGGACAUUACAGUCUAGACAAGAGAGGAUAUUUUCCUGAAGUUAAAAUUGAGUUGGACGUGCUACAUUUUCUACACAUUGAUAUCCAAUAAUUGACAUAAAUGUUGUCUAAGCAGCUAGACCGACAUCUCAUAUUUGCUAUGGGAUUGCUCGUAGCUCUGAUAAGCAAUGUGGAAUCGGCAAAUGUUCUUCUCUCCGGUGCCUUCGGGGAUGGCAGCCAUUAUUUUACGAUGGCUGCUAUCGGUAAGACACUGGUGGACAGAGGUCAUAAUGUGACUUUCCUCAUUUCAGACGAGUACUCCAACCGCGCAACUGACCCCGAACACGCUACGAUCUUUAACUUUAAAAUGUUUCAUCUUCCCGGUUUGAAGAAAAGAAUGGAUAAAAUCUUCGACCAAACAGCGGAAAUGGUAUUCGCAGAAGACUGGACAAUAAAACGUAUGUUGGAGAUGAAGGAUACGUUCGUUUCUGUGAAUAGGGAUGCCUGUGAAUCUGUUCUAAACGAUCAACGAUUGAUGGACGAUUUGGCACAAUUCGAUGCUAUCGUCGUCGACGUGAUAUGGAUGUGUGGUUUGUAUGCCAAGUCCUUUCUUGAAAGACAUAGAGGUAUCGAGAACAUUCGUACCACCGUUCUAGCACCCAUGACGCCCCUUCCCUACAUUUUCCAAGAAGCAGGUUCUCCGUUUAUAACAUCUUACCAACCAGCUCCUCUGACGUCACUCACAUCAGAUAUGACAUUUUUACAGAGAUUCCGAAAUACCAUGACCUACAUAUUUUUCGCGGUUUGGGGGAAUAACAUGGCGGUCACCGGAUUUGCAUCUGACUUUGUGGAGAAGUAUGAUCUAGAUCCUCGGUUGGAAUCCAGUGUUAGUGAUCAUGUUGAUCUUUAUCUCAUAAAUAUAGAUUUCUCAGUUGAAUUUUCCUUUGCAUUGAUGCCAAACGUUAUCCCAGUGGGUGGACUCACAACAAGACCAGCCAAGGCCCUCAAUAAUGAGCUAGAAAGCUUCAUGCAAUCGUCCGACGAGCAAGGAGUUAUCCUCUUUUCCCUCGGGACGUAUGUUGGCUCAUUAACAAAGACUCGACCUGACAUUAUUCGGAUGUUUAUCAACGCUUUCAGAAGACUCCAACAUAAAGUUCUCAUUCAAUUAAAAGAGUUUCCUGCAUACAAGAUGCCUGAUAACAUCAAAGUGAUGGAAUGGUUGCCUCUAAAUGAUUUGCUCGGGCAUCCCAAGACACGUGCGAUUCUGUACCAUGGAGGCAACAACGGGUUCCUUGAGGCGUUAUACCACGGUAAACCCCUAAUCGUCAUGCCGCUGCAAGCCGAUCAGCAUGACGUUGCAGCCAGAGUGAUUGCCAAUGGACUUGGUAACAGAAUUGAUAAAGACCAUCUAACCGAGGAUUACAUCUACCAACAAGUCUCCGAAGUCCUUGUGAAUCCCAACUAUUCGGCCAACGCAAAACGUCUUUCAGCCAUAUUUCGUCAUCGUCUGACGACACCAGCGAGCACGGCAGCAUUCUGGAUUGAACACGUGAUCCAACAUGGCAGUGAUCACAUUCGUCCACCUACUCAUAACUUGAAUAUUAUCCAGUUAUAUCUCCUUGAUAUUGCGGCACUCGUUGUAUUUCUUCUUUUGGUCAUACUCUUUGUCGUACGAAGGGUCUUGAGAUGGUGUUGCUGUAUGAACAAAUUACCGAAGAGUAAACACGAAUGACAAGCUUGUUUUACGUUUUAUUAUUGUGUUUUGCGACUCCUGACACAUUGGCAGUGAACACUCUUGUUGCGUUCUAUAAUAGAACUGUUCUUGAGACUCUUGAUAGGUUUGCUCCUAAAAAUAUACGACGAAAGUCAUCUCGAACUAGGAAUCCUUGGUUUAAUGAGGACUUCUUAAUUGCUCGCAGAGUUAGGAGAAGAGCAGAGUUGAAAUGGAGAAAACACCCAUCUACAGCUAAUCGCAAGAAUCUCAGCGAUAGUAUCAAACAUCUUAAUGAUGCAAUUAACAUAGCCAAGCAAAACUAUCUGAUUGGAACUCUCGAGAAUGCCAACACUAAGACUGUAUUUAAAACAGUUAACAAUCUUCUCCGACAAAAUGAGAGAGUUCUUCCAUCGUUCGACUGUCCAAUGAACUUAGCAAACUGUUUCUCAUUGUUUUUUCACUCUAAGAUUCAAAACAUCCGCAAGAGCUUUGUAGAUAAUAGCACUGUAAAGUUUGAUGACAAUAUUAGCUUAUCACCUGAAACUGUGUCAUUCUCUGAGUUUGAUGUAAUCUCUGAGGACAAUGUAAGAUCUGUUAUCUCCAACAUGUCUUCAACAUCAUGUUUGUUGGACUCUCAACCUACUUGGUUCCUAAAGAAAUAUGCAUCGGCUAACGUUUCUUCUCUAACUAAAAUUGUAAAUACGUCUUUGCAAACUGGUAUAUUUCCCACAGAUGUCCACAAGGCUGUAAUUACUCCAAUCCUCAAGAAGCCCUCUCUCAACAAGGAAGAGCUUAAGAACUAUAGGCCUGUUAGCAAUCUAAGUAAUGUUGCAAAGAUUAUUGAGAAGUUGGUAGCAGUUCAAUUCACUGAUCAUCUAGCAAGUAAUGGUUUGAAUGAUGAAAUGCAAUCAGCAUACAAGACAAACUUUAGUACAGAAACAGCCCUUUUGUGGCUUCAGGACUUUGUUUUAUCUGCUUUUGAUCAACGACGUGGGGUUUUUCUUGUUCUUCUUGAUUUAAGUGCUGCAUUUGAUACUGUCGAUCAUGAACUCUUACUUGAUAGACUUGAAUCUAAAUUAUGUGUAAAUGAUACUGUGCUUAAGUGGAUGAGAUUCUAUUUGUAAGGAUGGUCAUCCCAAGUUGUAAUUGAGGGCCAUCUAUCUGAAUCUGUACCAUUACAAUAUGGUGUCCCUCAGGGAUCGGUGCUUGCCCCCAUCUUGUUUACAAGCUAUAUUACACCAAUUUCAGAUAUAAUUAAACGUUACAACCUUCAUUAUACUGUGUAUGCUGAUGAUAUCCAACUCUUUACUCAUUUUGAUAAUGUUGAUUAUAAUAAUGCCUUUCAAAUAUUGCUGCAUGUAUUGAUGAAAUAAGAACAUGGAUGUCUGCCAACUUUCUACGUCUCAAUGUCCAAAAGACCGAUUUCAUUGCCUUCACACGUACUCCAUUAUCCACAACUAAUCUUACUCUAAAGGUAGGUAAUGAUGUCAUUCUAUUGUCACGUAGUGUAGUCAAUCUUGGUGUUACUCUAGAUUCAUCCUUUUCUUGACCAACCAUAUUAGCAAUGUAGUACGCACAUGCAAUUAUCAUAUAAGAAACAUAUGGCGAAUAAGACGAUUUAUAGAUCAGAAGACAUGUCAUCAUGCUGUUCAAGCUCUGAUAAUUUCCAGACUCGAUUACUGUAAUGGUCUGUUUUCUCUCUUGUCUGCCAAAGAUGUAAAGCGCCUACAAGGUGUCCAAAAUCAGGCAGCCAGACUUAUUUUUAAGUUAGGACGGCAGGCACAAACUUCUUAUUUAAGACAAUUACACUGGCUGCCUAUUGCUCGUAGAAUUGAUUUCAUACUUUGUCUAUAUGUACAUAAAUUUUUCACAAAUCAAACUCCAUCUUAUUUCAACAACAAUCUAUCAGUCUACACACCCAGACGCACACUCCGAUCAUCAGAUGACAAGACCCAAUUAUUAAAACCAAGAUUCCUUUUCACACAGCAAACGCUUUGGAAUAGCAGCACCCAAUAUUUGAAAUAACAUACCGAAAAGCACUCGUGAAAUUGCCAAUACCCGUACUUUUAAGAAACACCUGAAGUCGUAUUUCUUUAAUGCAUGAUUUAUUUUUGUUUUGUAUGGUUUAUGAAUUUGUGAUUAUGUUGUAUUAUUAUUGAUUUUGAUGCAAAUUUUUGUAAAGCGCUAUGGUACAAACGUGAAUAGCGUUUCUUAAAUACAAGAAUUAUUAUCAAGUAUACGUUGGAUUAUUGUAUGACUAUAGGGGAUAAAAUUGAAAUCGUAUCCCCGGGAUACGAUUUCAAUUUUAUGGUUUAAUUAAUUAUAGCCAUUAGAUUUCAUGAGUUGGACAUCGAAGAGUGCAAAUGGCCGAAGACAAAGCAUAUGGAGAUCAGAUACUGUACGAUUCCACCACGAUGUGUUUGUGAGGAAUACGACCUUGCCACUCCUUGAUCUUCCGAUUUUGUAUUGUGCAUUUACAUGUAUAUUCUGAUCUGGGAGUGGCCGGUCACUCAAAUUUGAUGCACUGUGCACUUUUUUUUUCAAUUUGCGUUCACUUCUGCGUAGGAGUGUGUCGCGGGCCGAAAAAUGGUUGAAUUGUGAUUUUCACAAAAAUUGUGACCUUUCUAUAGAAUGACCGAGUAUGUUUCCAAAUACUGUAAAAAAAAAAAUCCAAACGAAUCUAACAGUGUCAUUAUCAUGGUUAUUGCUGUUCCGUUUUUAAACGUUAACUUUACCAAAGAGUUACAGGGGAAAGGGGUGUAUUUACAAAGGAAUGGCAGCAAAACGAUAUAUUUAACAAAUCUCAGUCCCGUGGUUGUGAGAAGCGAUGUGCUGGAGCACCCAAGAUUUUUUUCCGUACGUUAUACUCAUAGGCAACAUUCCCUGAAAAUCAAGAUGGUAUGCUAAAAUGUAGUUACAAAUAAAAAUCCCCUUCCUUUUUUAGCUAUGUUUUUCGACAGUAUUUUUUAAAGAUAGUGUAUAGUAUACUAUAGUAUAUCAUGAUAAGGCUUAUUGAUUGAAAAUUCAUAAGAUUUUGCAUCUAGGGUCUGAAAGAUAAUGUUUAGAAAUUGCUAAACACAAACAUAAAAUGGCCAGAUCAAGUUAAAAAGUCAAAUACAAUCAGAAAAGUCGGAUUGCAAAUAGGCAAGUAAACUUGAAUGAAGGCA